Molecule: messenger RNA, 1068 nt
Organism: Vidua chalybeata
Lineage: Eukaryota; Metazoa; Chordata; Aves; Passeriformes; Viduidae
Gene: THOC7
Product: THO complex subunit 7
Exons: 8
Coding region: 148-762 (204 amino acids)
Biological process (GO): mRNA processing; mRNA export from nucleus
Cellular component (GO): THO complex part of transcription export complex
Source: RefSeq, a predicted model, not a curated record
CCCCGGGCCGCGCGUCCGCCGCCCGCCGGCUCAGGCCCCAGCAGCCGCCGCCUCCCCCUCCAUGGCCGCCGCUCUCGCCGGCUGCAUUGUGGGAAGCUGACCUCACUCGCUGCUGCCGCCGCCCCGCCGGCUCCGGCACUCGCCGCCAUGGGGGCCGUGACCGACGAUGAAGUUAUCCGCAAGCGGCUGCUGAUCGAUGGCGAUGGAGCUGGCGACGACAGGCGGAUCAAUUUGUUGGUGAAGAGUUUCAUUAAGUGGUGUAAUUCCGGAUCUCAGGAGGAAGGAUAUACCCAGUACCAACGGAUGCUGAGCACUUUAUCACAGUGUGAAUUUUCAAUGGGAAAAACUCUUCUGGUGUAUGACAUGAACCUGAGAGAGAUGGAAAAUUAUGAAAAAAUCUAUAAGGAUAUAGAAAACAGUAUAGCUGCAGCCCAUGAGAAGAUCUCUGAAUGCAAAAAACAAAUCCUGCAAGCAAAAAGGAUUCGAAAAAAUCGCCAGGAAUAUGAUGCGUUGGCCAAAGUCAUACAGCAUCACCCAGACAGACAUGAAACACUGAAGCAGCUAGAAGCUUUGGGAAAAGAAUUGCAAAAUCUUUCUCACAUUAAAGAAAAUGUUGAAGAUAAGUUGGAGCUGAGAAGGAAGCAGUUCCAUGUUCUCCUGAGCACCAUCCAUGAACUUCAGCAAACCCUGGAGAAUGAUGAAAAACUUUCAGAAGCUGAGGAAUCACAAGAAACUCAGAUGGAAGCAGAGGCCAAGCAGUAGAUGUCAUAUGAAGACUAACAAUUACUACUUAAGAAAGUCCAAGUAUCUUCACUUUCUGUUGAAAUCAACAGUAAGAGAGAUUGAGCUGGAAAUAGUUUUCUACUGCUUCUGUGAAUUUUUAUACAUGUUUUGCAUAUGUUUCGGGGAAAAGAGUUGCAGAUGUUUGCAGGCAGGCACUUGGUGUUAAUCCACAAACUUUGUAAUUUGUGACAAAUAUACUUUGUUUCACAAAGGAUGAAGCUUUUACACCAUACUUGUGAACUAAGGUGUUUGUAAAAUUUUGCCAAUAAAAGGUGUUUUCACAGA